This is a messenger RNA of Plodia interpunctella (Indianmeal moth), 4270 nucleotides long. It is a transcript of the gene Cdc42, whose product is annotated as Cell division cycle 42. Gene Ontology annotation, biological process: endocytosis; Cdc42 protein signal transduction; establishment or maintenance of cell polarity. The record is from RefSeq and is a predicted model, not a curated record. Lineage: Eukaryota; Metazoa; Arthropoda; Insecta; Lepidoptera; Pyralidae. Gene Ontology annotation, molecular function: protein kinase binding; GTPase activity; GTP binding. Bases 246 to 821 code for a protein of 191 amino acids. The transcript has 5 exons.
UCUUUCACUCACUUCAUUCACAUCACUACUUUUAACAAUCAAUGGCGGACACCGUUAAUGACCCAGCCCGCUACGUGAACUUUUAAGUUUUCGAAUAUAUUUACUUAGUGUUUCAAUAGAAUUUCUUGUUAAAACAUAUCAAGACAUUAUAAGGUCAUUCAGUUAGCUUCGGUUGCUAUGUUCAACGGAUUAUCAUAGACUCUAGACAAAGUUUCAAAACGUGAAAGUUACCAUACAACAACAAAAUGCAGACGAUCAAGUGUGUAGUUGUUGGUGAUGGAGCUGUUGGUAAAACUUGCUUGCUCAUCAGCUACACUACAAACAAAUUUCCCUCGGAAUAUGUACCUACCGUCUUUGAUAACUAUGCUGUCACAGUGAUGAUUGGAGGGGAACCUUACACUUUGGGUCUUUUUGAUACUGCAGGUCAGGAAGAUUAUGAUAGACUCAGGCCCUUAAGUUAUCCUCAAACGGAUGUUUUCCUUGUGUGCUUCAGUGUAGUGACACCCAGUUCAUUUGAAAAUGUUAAGGAAAAGUGGGUACCGGAAAUUACUCAUCAUCAGCAAAAGACUCCAUUCCUCUUGGUGGGUACGCAGAUAGACCUGCGGGACGAUCCGACAACAUUGGAGAAAUUAGCGAAAAUUAAACAAAAGCCAGUGUCGCUGGAGCAGGGCGAGAAACUGGCGAAGGAACUGAAGGCUGUCAAAUACGUCGAAUGUUCAGCUCUUACACAGAAAGGAUUGAAGAAUGUUUUCGAUGAGGCUAUAUUGGCGGCAUUGGAGCCUCCAGAGCCAGUCAAGAAAAGGAAAUGCACCAUUUUGUAAACCAAGUCGGCACGCGAUCCGCCGUCUAACGCGGGAGUCCGACCUCCCAUUUGUUGUGGAACACUAUGCCUUCUGUCAAACUACAUUGUGGUAAUUCUCAUGAAGGAUUUGGAGAACAGUUUUUGUACUUUAUAAUUGUUAUUUCAUAAAUAUACAAUGUCUUUUUUUAAAUUUUAUCCAUAGAUUAUGGAACAAAUUAUAUAUUUAGUACGAUGAAGUAUAAUGUUCCACUUAACAAAUGGAAAUUGCUGCGCGGGAAUCCAUAACACGUUAUAAGCUAACAAUGUAAUAUUCAACUUAUUUUUAUAAUCUUAUAAUUAAUAUUACGCCAUAAUUAAAAAUAAUGAAUAUUACAGCUUAAUACGUAUCAGCUGAGAUGUAAAGAAAUAGCCUUUAUUGACAAUUAAAUUACAAGGAUGAUAUUUGCAUUACAAAUAAAAUUCAAAAAUAUUUACAUUAACAAGUAAUCAGCUGAGGCGAGUCUUAAACUCGAAAUAUUUUAACCAGGCCUCCAGUUUUCGAUUUAAUAUACUUUACUAAAAGCGAUUUUGUAUGUGCUGCUCAUAGAAUUUAUUUUAUUUAUAUAAUAAGUCGUUAUUUGUAACCAUAUAACGCAUUCUAUUUAAUUACAUUAGUAAAAUGGAACUGAAUUGAGGAUUAACUUUUAUAUUAAUCGUUAGUUACGGCUAAUUAAAAUAUAAUUAUUAAGAAAUUUGCUUAUGCUGUGUUUGCUGGGAUUUAUAAAACAACGUCAUGCACAAUAUAUGCUAUGCACAGUGCGAACUAUGCAUUUUGUAAGUAUUACUUGGUAUCGAGCCGCGGCUCGUGUCGUCGGCCUUACCCUAUUUAUCUUUCAUUUCUAUGUGUUCUUUAUUGAUAUCACUAUGUUAAGUCUAAUGGGGUAAACCAAUAUAUCUUCCUAAUUAAAUAUAGUAAAAAUGGUUUAAUUAUCUUCAGAACAACUAUUGUUGAAAUGAAAUAGAAGGCUAUUUCAUAUUAACAAUUGAAUUAUAUUCCCGUUUGUUUAGGUACUUAUAGUACACCAUCGUGACAUGUAUUUUUAUUAAAAAAUGCACUUUAAAAAUCCAUAUACAUUAGGAAUUCAUGAUUUUUAAAAUAUUUUUUCUGUAAUAUGCAAAUAUAUGUUAAUAUUAACUUUGUUAAAAUGCCUAAACAUGCGGGGUAUGGUUACAAGAAUUUUGUAUUUGACUAUUUGACACCUGAUAAUUAGUGUAUUUGUGUCGCCCUUCGGGGUAGGCGUCCUUUGCGAAGUCCACAAAGACCAGUCUCUUCGCAUUCUCACAAAAAGUACGGCCUUUCCUUUAUUAAUUUUGAAAUACCUUUAGAAUUUGAUCUUUUAUAAUGUAAUGAGAUUUCCAAUUGUUCUAAUUUUUUAUUUUUUAAUCUUUCCUUUUGAUAUACAUAGUAUCUUUCGUUCCAUAUGUGUUGACACGAAUUACAAUUACUAUUUAUUCUAAUUUAUAAUAUUUUUCGACACUUUUAAAAACAUUACAAUUUUACACUAAGGUGUAAUGGUAAAUCCGCUGUGGUUUUUAUACAGAGUAUAGUAUUAUAAUAAUGAUAGUGAUUGAAAAUAUUAUCUGUAUUAUGGAAUGUAUUUUUUAUCAUUAUAGACAUGUUAUGAAACUUGACUGAAUUAUAUACCUUCAUUCCUUUAAUGUCUUUGCAUUUUGUAUAUAAUAGAUUUAUAAUUAAGGAUUGGUGUACGGAUAUUGUUAUUAUUCUGAUCAAUCAAUUUAUCAAAUGUUUACAAAGCUCACAAAGAGGAAUGAUGAUACAAUUAAUUAUGUCAAUAGUAAAUACUUUGUGUUUUACACCAUUCUGUUAGCUUUUUAGCUGGGCAAUGUUAGGCAACAUUGAAUUGGAAUAUGAUAGUUCGCGGUUGUACUCUGACUCAACUGGGCGACGCUGUGUCGUGUUAUACCGGUAACUAAAUUUCUACAAAGUUUGACUAUUUUACUUGUUUCCACUAGCUUCUUCCUUCCCUGUUCCCUUCACUUGGGUCGGCCCUCCUUAUUCUUGGACGCCGCCGUUUUGUUCUGGGUUGUCUGUAUUGAGCUUUCCAUAUCUUUUUCAAACUUUUGCACUCGUUCUGUCUAAAUCUGUAAUAAAAAUAAUUAUUUAAUGAUUUCGCUAUUUACAUUAAGGCUCUUCUAUGUUUCUUAGUGUCAGUCAAAUUUUGGUAGCAGUUGUGAAAGUGUCCAACAUAAUGAAAUAUAACAAAUAAUAUUUUUUGCUUCUUGUGCUCUCGUGGUGUCCCAAAUAUAGACACGAAAAACUAUUCGCAUAACUUCUAAAAUCUUGCAAAUUAUAUGAUUUUAUUUGUUGGUACUGUGUCCUGCAAGAGUAAUGUUUUCUUAGUAUGACAGAGAGUCGGCACGGAUUUCAUCAUUUGAUCAUCUCGCGAAGUAUAAAAUAAUUCACAAGAUAAACUAAGUCUUAUCGAGUGUUAUUGCACUGGCGUCCUACAUAUUUUACUUUAUUCAAGUCAUGAAGGUGUUUAGCUCUAUCUUAGUACCACAUUGCGUUACUAAUUUAAUUUAUAUAUCAAUAUUGUAUUUAAAAAUUGUACGUUCUGUAUUUGGAGAAAAAUAGAGGUGGGCCUUGACACCGCGACAGAGCACUGCCCCGCGGUACCAUUGAAGUAACCGGCUACUGUAGCAAUUGGCCCAUUUGGCCCUAAUAACAUAAUGUUCCUAUCACACAGAAUAAGCGGGAAUGAUUGUAUGAUUACGCUCCUCAAGUCACUGUGUUUCUGAGCCAGGCGUACAUCCUAUUGUUAUCUUAUAUUUUUAUUCUGAGAGUACACAAGCUAUGUCUAUUACUGUAGUUGCUAUAUUUAUGUAAUGCUGGGCUCAAAAACGCAAACAUAUUUUUACACAUCAACACACUGCCUUCACGCCUUGUUCAUAAUGUUCAUAUUUGUAAUAUAUAUACGGGAGGCACGGGAGCUCACGCCUCAUUUAAUUUUAAUAUCACUAGUAUUUAUAUACUCUGUAUAAUGACACUGUUUAAGUAUAUUUUUCUAUUUAUAUCAUCACAAAGUUUACGCACUAAUGCACGUAUGAGAAUGAAUAAAGAAUAAACUUUUCCAUACACAUCGAGGCCCUAUACAUAAAAGUAUUAAAAUGUGUUAAUGAGUAAUAUACACAUUUGCAAGUACUUCUACAUAUUAAAAUAGUAUUUAAAAAUAAAAUGUAAUUGCAUGUAAUUCAAAUUGAAUACUUGAACGAUUAAUUAAGGAUUUAUACGAAUUGAGACAAUGUAGUUCUGAAGUUUUAAUAUUUAUUUUUACUAUUUAAUUUCUUCCAUAUGCGGGAAUAAUUUUCUUAAUUGUCAUAUAAUUAUUAUUAUUGGAUUUAUUAUAUUUUGUUUGUGUCCGUAAUUAGAUAUAGGUGUAUAUUGAAAUAAUAAAAAUAAGAAUAAAA